Papilio xuthus (Asian swallowtail) is the source of this 2715-nucleotide messenger RNA. It is a transcript of the gene mmy, whose product is annotated as UDP-N-acetylglucosamine pyrophosphorylase mmy. Gene Ontology annotation, molecular function: UDP-N-acetylglucosamine diphosphorylase activity. NCBI's taxonomy places the organism in Eukaryota, Metazoa, Arthropoda, Insecta, Lepidoptera, Papilionidae. The transcript has a single exon. Gene Ontology annotation, biological process: UDP-N-acetylglucosamine biosynthetic process. The record is from RefSeq and is a predicted model, not a curated record. The coding region runs from base 268 to 1731 and encodes 487 amino acids.
UGGUUUAAAAAACGUGUAAUACCAAAGUCGACUUGUAUAUUAAAAUUUAAUGAUAUAAGAACGUACAACCUUGAAUGUAAAUAAACAGAAUGUCAGAUUCUAGCCGACGUGUUUCGCUGUUUUGGACUAUACCGUGGUGGGAGAAUGAACAGUGAAAUGUCUUCGUUGGAACUUGUAGUCAGUGUUAACUUUCUAAUCGCGCGGAUCGGACCUGAUAAGAUAUUAGCGGCAAUUUAAUAUCACUUCAGUGUAAAAUACGAGAACGUAAUGUCAUACGAAACUUUGAAGGAAGGAUUGAUCGCUCACGGUCAAGAGCAUCUUAUCAAAUAUUGGCCGGAACUUAAUGAAAAUGAGCGGGAACAAUUGGCGGGAGAAAUCGGAAAAUUGGACAUGGCCGAAAUGAAUACAAUUUUUCGACGUGCUAUGGACAGUACUAAAGUUAUUUUAGAGAAGACUGAUGAUGAUUUGAAACCGAUACCCGAAUCGCACUACGAAUCCGUGCCCGGAUUGACUAAAGAAAAAAUUCAAGAAUACGAAAAUAUUGGUUUCAAAGAAAUUUCUGAAGGUAAAGUUGGUGUUUUGUUACUGGCUGGUGGGCAAGCAACCAGACUUGGGUUCGGUCAUCCUAAAGGAAUGUACAAUGUUGGAUUACCAUCAAAGAAGACUUUAUUCCAAAUUCAAGCUGAGAGAAUUCUUAGAGUACAGAAUAUGGCUACUGAAAGUACCGGAAAAGAGGGUAAAAUAACUUGGUACAUAAUGACAUCUGAACACACUAUGGGUCCUACAGCAGAUUACUUCAAAAAUCAUUCAUACUUUGGUUUGAACGAGGAAAAUAUUAAAUUCUUCGAGCAAGGAACAUUACCUUGCUUUGAUUUUGAUGGUAAAAUAUUUUUAGACAAGAAACACCAUGUCUCUUCAACUCCGGAUGGCAAUGGUGGGUUAUACCGAGCUUUGAAGACCCAAGGUGUGCUAGAAGAUAUUAAAAGAAGAGGUGUACAACACUUACAUGCACAUUCCGUUGAUAAUAUCCUUACUAAAGUUGCUGAUCCAGUGUUUAUAGGGUAUUGUAAGAGUAAAAAUGCAGAUUGCGCAGCCAAAGUUGUAUCAAAGUCAACUCCGAGUGAAGCUGUUGGUGUUGUAUGUAGAGUGAACGGACAUUACAAAGUAGUGGAGUAUUCCGAAUUAACAGAUGAAGCUGCAGAACGUAGAAAUCCUGAUGGACGACUUACCUUCCGUGCAGGAAAUAUUUGCAACCAUUACUUUUCUUCCGAGUUCCUUAGAAAAAUAUGCGAUUAUGAAACGAAAUUGAAGUUGCAUGUUGCUAAGAAGAAGAUACCUUAUGUAGAUGAAAAUGGUGUCCGUCAAACUCCAUCAGAGCCAAAUGGUAUUAAAUUGGAAAAGUUUAUAUUUGAUGUGUUUGAGUUUGCGGAGAAGUUUAUAUGCUUAGAAGUUGCCAGAGAUGUUGAGUUUUCUGCACUGAAAAAUUCUGAUGCCGCCAAAAAAGAUUGUCCCUCUACAGCCAAGGAGGAUUUACUGCGUCUACAUAGAAAAUAUAUAAGAGAAGCUGGUGGUGUUAUUCAAGAUAAUAUUGAUGUAGAAAUAUCUCCAUUAUUGUCUUAUGGUGGUGAAAAUUUAGAGGAUUUAGUGAAAAAUGAAGUAUUUGCUAUUUCUCCAUUCCAUUUAAAGAGUAUUUAUGAAUCAACAACCAAUGGUGUAAAUGGAAAUCACUGAUAAACAAAAAAACUCCACUAACUGACACCUGACACUCUGGAAUACGAAUCGUAAAACAAUUCAUCAAAAUAGUUUAAAUAGCUUUUUAUCCACAUAAAAAAAAAACUUGAGAUGUGUCAUCUUUAAAUUUUAAAUUACAAAUUAUACAUCGUCAUAAAUGAUUGCGGUAAUAUAAUAAUUAACUUACUUAAUUCUAUGCCCCAGUAAUUUUUUUAAUUGCCUAUACAAUGGACUUCUACCAUAGAUUUAAAACCUAUACAUACCUAACACAAGUGACGCGAAUAAAGGCCUAAAAAUUUAGAGUAACGCACACUUAUUAAAUAUCGAAAAUCUACUCACGAUUAGACGUCAAACUUUUAUGAAGCACUUCACCUAUAGGUUUUAAAUCUAUAGAUUUCCGCCAUUUUGCUUUUCGAGCUUAUAAUGCCAAUUGCAGUAGCUACUUAAAAAUAAUCAAAAUUAUUUGUAUUUAAACAUAUUCUAGUCUAGUAUAAUUUUCCUAUUCCAUUAGGUUAUUUUUAGCAAUAAUUACAUUUAAUUUUAGUAUUAACGAAAUAUUUGUAAACGUCAAAUUUUCGCGCCUAAAUUUCGUAAUAUUUUUUUCUUUAUAGUCAAAGAUUAUGAUAUCAUAUGUUGUAUUAAUUUUUAAAAAAAAUGUUUUAUAAUAAUUUUAACAUCACAAUCGGAUAAAAAAGUGUGUAAAUAUUAUGUUUUUGUAAAUAAUUUUAAGCAUUUGAAAUGCAUUGAUAAUAAUUAGUGUAGAAAUUAAAUUCAGAUUUAUAAUUUUCAUAAUUUAAAAAAAAUGUAUAAUUACGAUUAUGGUCAAUCGUAGUAAUAAAAUAUUAUUAUAGUAAUGGAAGAUUAUUUUAUUGUUUUUUAUACAUCAUACUUUGUCAUUAUCGAUUAUUAAUUGAAUAAUUUCAAAUAUUAUUUUCAAGUUUCGGAUCUCGGAGAUAUUUUACGUUAAAGUAUUUUAAGUUUGUA